AUGAACUCUAACAACAACGCUUCUGUCUCUGUUCAAGCAAGAAAGAGAAUGAGACUCCACAAAAACCCUAAUGGUCCUAAAUGUCCGUGUGGCAGGCGCUUUGACAGUCUUGCUCGAUUAAACGAGCAUGCUGUCAUCCAUCGUGCAUCUUUCAGCAUUAAUCCGAUUAUUGAUAUUCAAAACAUUCCUACAGAUUUCUAUGACAACAAUGAUCCUAUGGAAAUUGAAGAUUGUCCAUUAGAAUUUAAAUCUUCGCAUACCACUUCUGCUGAACUUGGUGCUGCCCAUGUUUAUCAAUGCAAGCCCAUAAAUGAAAACACGUUCAACUAUGUCCAGCAAAUGAACAUAAGAUUGAAUAACUUACUUGAAUCCUAUGGCGCCUCUCGUGAACUUCAGCGUGAUGUUAUUCGAUUCAUCAACACAGUCAUUCGUGAUAAAGAUCGAUUUGAUGUUAAUGAUCGCUUUCAUUUUCCUGAAACAACUGAUAACCUUAUGAGAUCCACUCUUCCCAUUAAAGCCUAUAACUAUGAUGUAUGCAAGAAUGGAUGCAAAAUGUUUGAAGUUGAAAAUGCUGAAGAUACCAGCUGUGAGUACUGUGGUGAACGUAGAUAUGAAGAUGAAGACCUUAAAGAACCAGUUGCCAGUAUGAAGCUCCUUUCUGUUGGUGAUUAUGUAUCAAAUAUGCUUGCCAAAGAAGAUACAAGACAAAUGUUCAAAUAUAGAUCCACUCGCGACACUGAAAUUAAUGUAUAUAAAGAUAUAUUCGACGGUGAUGUCUAUAAAGAUCUUGUAAACAAAGGCUUUUUUGAUGGCGAAUUGGAUGUUGCUCUGGCACUUUUCGUCGAUGGAUUCACUACCCAGCAUAAAGGAAAAAGAACUAUGACAAUAAUUCAUUGCGUAAUUCUAAACGUUGAUCCUUCAUCAAGAUAUACUGAGGAGUUUACUCUACAGCUUGGCGUGAUCCCUGGUCCUAAAAAACCCAAAGAUAUUGAUUCAUUCCUUCAGCCAAUCGUUAAAGAACUGAAAAAACUUAGUACAGAUGGUCUAGCCAUU
Molecule: messenger RNA, 1053 nt
Organism: Rhizopus microsporus ATCC 52813
Lineage: Eukaryota; Fungi; Mucoromycota; Mucoromycetes; Mucorales; Rhizopodaceae
Exons: 4
Source: RefSeq, a predicted model, not a curated record